Dendronephthya gigantea is the source of this 914-nucleotide messenger RNA. Its product is annotated as DNA-directed RNA polymerase III subunit RPC7-like. The transcript has 7 exons. Gene Ontology annotation, cellular component: RNA polymerase III complex. Lineage: Eukaryota; Metazoa; Cnidaria; Anthozoa; Malacalcyonacea; Nephtheidae. Gene Ontology annotation, biological process: transcription by RNA polymerase III. The record is from RefSeq and is a predicted model, not a curated record. The coding region runs from base 2 to 634 and encodes 210 amino acids.
GAUGGCGGGUCGUGGAAGGGGUAGAGGAAAGUUUACCUUUGACGUUGCAAAAAUUGGCUUUCAAAAAGGCGAAGCACUGCCUGCAUCUAUACAGCAACCGCCUCCUCUCUUUCCUCCACUUGAAUUCAAGCCAUUGCCGCUAGAGAACUCCGAAAGUGAUGUCUAUAAGCUUGGCUUAAAACGAGAAUACCGAGAAAUUAUACAAAAGUCAGCCUACUUUGUUGAACCUGUUGCUGUGAAGAAAGAUGUUGAAAGAUAUACUGAUAAAUACAGGCAACAAAAGCCUGAGAAUGAGGCAAACUGGGAACCAGAUUGGAAUAGUUUGCCAGAGGAGUUAAAACAACGAACAAGAAAAAUACGCAGCAGCGCAAAGCCCAAUCUGAAUCGUGCGAGAACCGGACAUGCGGGUGAAAAAAUUGCUGAUGUGGCAAAACACUUAGAUGAGCUAGCAAAAAAGACGGAGGGAGAGGAAGAAGAAGAUGACGAAGAAGAGGUUGAAGAAGGGGGGGAGGAACCAGAAUAUGAUGAGAUAGAACAAGAAGAGGACAAUGAUUACCUUGUCUCCCACUACGAUGAUGGCGAGGAGGUUGGGUUCCAGGAUGAUGACGAUAUGGACGAGGGGCCAAUAUACUGAGUUGGGGACUGGCACUAGGUGUGUAAGCCUUGAAUGGGACCAAGUCCCUCCUGAGUGUUAGAGAGCCACUCUACCAUACUAGAAAUGGCCAUUGUGUGUAGGACAUUUGCCGACAAGAUAGGGGAGCCUCUGCAUGGGAUAUCAGAUAUCACACUCUUACCCUGUUUAUCCCAAGCAAACCAUCGAAGUCCAUCUUAUGAACCGGUGUAAAUGUUUCCAAUCAAGCGACGAACUUCCCUGGGCAAACACAAAAAUACAUCAUCCAGACACGUCAUUUAAU